Paramisgurnus dabryanus is the source of this 2494-nucleotide messenger RNA. It is a transcript of the gene cdhr5-rs, whose product is annotated as cadherin-related family member 5, related sequence. Gene Ontology annotation, molecular function: calcium ion binding; beta-catenin binding; cadherin binding. Lineage: Eukaryota; Metazoa; Chordata; Actinopteri; Cypriniformes; Cobitidae. Gene Ontology annotation, cellular component: catenin complex; plasma membrane; adherens junction. The record is from RefSeq and is a predicted model, not a curated record. Gene Ontology annotation, biological process: calcium-dependent cell-cell adhesion; adherens junction organization; homophilic cell-cell adhesion.
AACUAGCCAGACAAAUCUUUGACAUUGUGGGUCGUGGCUACCCACUGUCCUGUGUGGCGCAGGUAUCUGCCCAUCACACGGGAGAGAGAUGUGGCAAAGAACAGGACAGGCCGAAACAGGAGGUGACAGCAGGAUGUGAAAAACAAAGGAUAUUUCCCGCUGAGCAACGCUGGGACGUGGAUACGAAAGCCCGGGGGAAUAUCGACAAUGUUGACACCAUUGAAAUUGUUUGUUUGCCAGAUGGCACUGAACAUAGUCUGUCACAACGCAAAAGCCAGUUUAUGUCUCGGUGGCCGGGAUAUAUUCAGCACGGUUAGAGAGAACAGCCCCAAUGGAGAAUUCAUAGCCAACCUCAGUAUCAACGGAGACCCGGGAACCAAUAGCAUUCGUCUGUGUGUCACGGGACAGGAUGCUGAUUGGUUUUACCUCGAAGGUCGCACGAUCAGACUGAACUCAUCACUUUCAAAGACCUUGGAUCGAGAGGUCCUGGGAUCAGUCCUGAUAGCUGCUUUGACAUGUUAUGAAGAUAAAGUUAUACGGAGUCAAUACAGAAUCAUAGUGGAAAUUCUGGAUGAAAAUGACAACAUGCCAUAUUUCCUAGAGGACACAAUUCAACCACGAUACAUAAGUGAGUUGAUGGCUGUUAACUCCAUGGCGUUUACAGUCAAAGCCAAAGAUGGGGAUGAAGACACAAUCACUUAUAUGACGGAUAAAUCUUUACCGGAUGCCAGCUAUUUCCGAAUAGAUCUGCCCAACAGUGGGAGGGUAGUCCUGGACAAACCACUGGACUUUGAAACCAAAUCUCAUCUGCAGGUGGUCAUAUUUGCUGUGGAAACAAAUACCAAAGAAAAGUACAGCACAACAGCUACCGUUACAGUGAAUGUUCUGGAUGGCGAUGAUCAGUACCCACAGUUUUUGCCUUGCUCCCCUGUUUAUGAAGGCGGAGAUGACACCAUCUGCACCAAUCCUGUCUACACUGUGAACAUCACAGAAACAGAUGAGGACAUUGUGCUUUAUUUCUCACCGGCUCCUAUUCAUGCUGAAGAUGGAGACAAAGACAUCCAGACUCCUCUGGUCUACAGCAUACUGUCAGGUAAUGAUGAUGGCAGGUUUACAAUCGGCCCUGAAACAGGAGAGAUAACACUAAAGCACAGAGUAGAAAACAGGUUCCUGACACCUUCAUUUAGAUUGCGCAUAAUGGUUGCGCAGGUGAAUGACCCAAAAAAAUAUUCUGUCACAACAGCGCUUGUUCACGUGAUAUCUGUGAACCGCUUUCCUCCUUAUUUCAACCAAACUAUCUACAAAGGGUUUCUCAUCGAGAACUCCAGUCCUGCGGCACUCGUCACCACAUAUGGGAACCAAGUGCUGGUGGUCCAGGCCAUUGACGGGGACUUUAGAGAUGGAAUAAACCCCAAAAUUCACUACACUCUUCAUCCUAUGACAGGCAGAUAUAAACUGUAUCACAUUACUCAGGAUGGUAUUGUGAUUGCCAAGAGUGAUCGGCUAAGAGCCUUUGACCGUCACAUCCUGGAGGUGAUAGCAACAGAUGAAGAAUCAGGUGAGACUGCCCAUGCUUCAGUGGACAUUGAAGUUCUACAGAGGGGACAUCUAGUUCCCAGAAAUCCAUUUGGAGAAGAACGACUGUUUGGAGACAUGAAUGCUGGGAUGGCUGGGGGCAUAGCUGCUCUUGUUCUCAUAGUAGCUAUAACAACACUAUUUAUUUUCCUCUGGUUGGUCAAGAAGCGAAGAGAGAGACAGUAUCCAGCAGAGAGGGGCGCCAUAGCACUCGGAAAGCAUCCUAAUGUGGAAGCCACGGCACCCAUUUCACCUCACCACAUUCUGCAGCAACAGCAAAUGUAGUUGAAAAAAGUGAAAUUGCUGAAUUUCGAGAAUCAGAUUCAGAUCUCCAACAGCACAUGCAGGCAUCUGUGCUAAGGCCAAGAGCAUCAUCAAAGACUUUAAAGCACAUGGAGAUGAACAAAUAAUUUUUUGUGCUUACAUGAACUUUUGAGGGCAGCGUUUUUGUGGUAUUUUGUAUUAUUCAAGAAAUUGUUGUUGUGUUUGGUAUGGGGGAGAUGCAUUUACAUUUGACAGAUACUUUUAACCAAAGCAAUGUGUAUUCAAGCUUCUGAUCAGUGCUGUUUAUGUGUUCCAUGGUGGGUGUCGAAUCCAAGACCUUUGUGCUGCUAAUGCAAUGCUCUGACUGAGCAAAAGGAACAGAAAGAUGAAGAAAUGCAGUGGCCAUCGGCACAGCCACUAUGAGACCUGAUUGUGGCAGCUCGUACAGUUUUUCCAGCUUCUUGAAUUACAUUUCUGCUCCAUUAAAGCCAGUUUGGUAUCUUUUUAAAUGAAAGAAACGCUAACUGUAUUGCACUGCACUUUGAAAUGAUCAGUAUUUAAAAUUGAUUAAAAUCCUGUUCAUGAUGAAUUUACUGUAUGGUGUCUUCCUCCGGGGGGCGCACAGGGGCUGAGUGCCACAUUAGAAUUUUCCUUG